GGGUGUUUAAACAUCACCUAAUAUUCCCCAUUCAAGAAAAAAUUUCGGCCAUUGAACGAGCUUUAUCAAAAGCUAUCUCAUCUCUUUUUUCUGUUCUAUAAAAAGCCUCUUGAACAUCCCACUAUUUUUUUUCCAGUACCCCAAACUGUUGGCUGCCUUUAAUAUGGAACCUGUAAAAUCUAAGAACUCUGUUGUGGAGGUUGGGCCCAAUAUUUCUAAAAGUAAAACUACUGAGUUUUACGACUUGGAGAAAAAUGCAGUAAUAGAGGCAGACCAGCAGUCUAACGAAUACGCAACUUCGGGUGACGACAACCCAAAACGAGGCAGCUGGGCGUGGUUUAUAUCCAAGGUCCCCUACCGAAAAGUGUUAGUGCAUGUAUUUCUUGGAAUGUUUUUCACCGCCUGGUGGUUGUCGAUUGUCAUUCAGAAAAAGCACAGGCACCAAUGGUUGAUUCCAACUAUUUUAUGGGGGUGCAUUAUGGUUCGGUUGAUCACCUUGUACUGGAGAGUUCUUCACCAGUUGUUACACAUUGUAUCGUAUCCUUGGAACUAUUGUACCGAUUUAAUCUACAAGGUGCUUCCUAAAAGAACCCAUAGAUUGUUGGUAGGAGGAAGCAUCACUAUUGCAGUGAUGUUGGUGGGUUCGUUUGUACCUACUGAAACCCCAUACUCCAAGAGAGAGGACAGAGCUGUGUCUUUCUUUGGGGUUAUUGUUGCUCUUGUGGGCUUGUGGGCUACUUCAAGAAACAGGUCCAAAAUCAAUUGGAAUACUGUCAUUGGAGGAACCUUGAUGCAGUUCAUUGUUGCAUUGUUCGUGUUGAGAACUAAGGCUGGGUAUGAUAUUUUCAACUUCAUCUCGUUGUUGGCCAGAUUAUUGUUGGGAUUCGCUAAGGAUGGUGUUGCGUUCUUGACCGAUUCUGACACCUCUGAAUUAGGCUGGUUUUUCUUCUCGGUGAUUCCAGCGGUGGUGUUCUUUGUGGCAUUUGUGCAUAUUUGGUUCUACUUUGGUGUGAUUCAAUGGGCCAUCGGCAAAUUCGCUUACUUUUUCUUCUGGUCUUUAAAAGUGUCCGGUGCCGAGGCUAUAGCGACGGCUGCUUCUCCUUUUAUUGGUCAGGGUGAAUCGGCUAUCUUGGUCAAGGACUUUUUGCCAUACUUGACUAAGGCCGAGUUGCACCAGGUUAUGUGUUCAGGUUUUGCAACCAUUUCUGGGUCGGUUUUAGUUGGUUAUAUUGGUUUGGGUUUGAAUGCCCAGGCCAUGGUGUCUUCUUGUGUAAUGUCCAUUCCUUGUUCCUUGGCUGUAUCUAAAUUGAGAUACCCGGAAGAAGAAGAGCCUUUGACGGCGGGAAAGAUUGUCUUCCCCAAAAAAGAGGAAGGUGAAGAUUCACCCAAGAACGUAUUACACGCAUACAGUAUAGGAGCUAGUUUGGGAUUGAGAAUUGGUGGAACUUUAAUGGUCCAAUGUAUGUGUGUCAUCGCAUUAGUUGCAUUAAUCAAUGGAUUAUUGACCUGGUUUGGUAACUUCUGGAACAUUCACGAAUUGACCUUGGAGUUGAUGUUAUCGUACAUUUUGUAUCCGGUGGGUUUCCUCUUGGGAACUCCAAGAAACGAGAUAUUGGCAGUAUCCAAAUUAAUUGGCACUAAAACCAUUCAAAAUGAGUUUGUGGCCUACAGCAUGUUGAUCAACGACGCUCCUUACAAUAAGUUGUCCGACAGAGGAACUUUGAUUGCCACGUAUGCUCUUUGUGGAUUCUCCAACCUUGGUUCCGUUGGUAUUAACAUCGGGGUCUUGAGUGCUUUGUGUCCUACUCGGGUUAAGGAUAUUACAGGUACAAUUGCGUCUGCUUUCUUCGCAGGUGCCAUUGCCACCUUGAUUUCGGCCGCUAUUGCUGGUAUGGUCAUCCAUGACUUGGGAGGAUUCAUCUCUCGAAGUUAGUGUGUUUCAUAGCUUCUUUUUAUGUUGUAGCGUAUGGUGUUUAAUAUAGAGAAAGUAUUUUCGCA
Messenger RNA from Yamadazyma tenuis ATCC 10573, 1998 nucleotides. RefSeq names its product Cntp (gene CNT). Gene Ontology annotation, cellular component: plasma membrane. The record is from RefSeq and is a predicted model, not a curated record. NCBI's taxonomy places the organism in Eukaryota, Fungi, Ascomycota, Pichiomycetes, Serinales, Debaryomycetaceae. Gene Ontology annotation, biological process: nucleoside transmembrane transport. Gene Ontology annotation, molecular function: nucleoside transmembrane transporter activity; symporter activity.